UCCUGAUUGGCUGCGGAGCAACUCCUGCUCGCUCUUUCUCCACCCUCAUUGGGCGAGAGUCUCAGCCAGCGGUACUUCAAAGCAGGCGCUCCCCACACUUAGGCUGAGUUUAGCCGUCCAGAGACAGGAGUGUACUUAGCGCCAAGUGGGGAAAUACAGCGGGGAGCGCCGAGGACGCUCGCGCACCCUCGCCAGCCUGCGCGCAAGGCAGAGCCCCCCUUCGGAUCCCGCCGCCCAGCCGGGAGACUUGGCUAUGGCUACGUCUAUACUUGGGGAAGAGCCACGCUUCGGGACCACGCCUUUGGCCAUGCUGGCCGCCACCUGCAACAAGAUCGGCAACACCAGCCCGCUGACCACCUUGCCGGAGUCGAGCGCCUUCGCCAAGGGCAGCUUCCACCCGUGGAAGCGCUCCACUUCCAGCUGCAACCUGGGCUCCAGCCUGUCCGGCUUCACGGUGGCCACGAGCCGCGGCUCGAGCGGGUUGGCCAGCGGCAGCGGCACGGCCAACAGCGCCUUCUGCCUGGCCUCCACGUCGCCCACGUCGUCGGCCUUCAGCAGCGACUACAGCGGCCUCUUCUCCAACUCGGCGGCGGCGGCGGCAGCGGCGGCCGGCGUUUCCCCCCAGGAGGCCGGCGGGCAGUCGGCGUUCAUCUCCAAAGUGCACAGCUCGGCGGCCGACAGCCUGUAUCCUCGCGUGGGCAUGGCGCACCCCUACGAGUCGUGGUACAAGUCCGGCUUCCACUCGACGCUGGCGGCGGGCGAGGUGGCCAACGGCGCGGCGUCGUCGUGGUGGGACGUGCACACCAACCCGGGCUCGUGGCUCGAGGUGCAGAACCCGGCCGGCGGCCUGCAGAGCCCGCUGCACUCGGGCGCCCCCCAGGCCUCCCUGCACUCGCAGCUGGGCACCUACAACCCGGCCGACUUCAGCUCCCUCACGCACUCGGCGUUCAGCUCCACGGGCCUGGGCUCGACGGCGGCGUCGCACCUGCUCUCCACUAGCCAGCACCUGCUCACGCAGGAGGGCUUCAAGCCCGUGCUCCCCUCGUACACGGACUCCAGCGCCGCGGUGGCGGCCGCCAGCGCCAUGAUUUCCGGCGCCGCGGCGGCCGCGGCAGCUGGGGGAGGCUCGGCGCGCUCCGCCCGGCGCUACUCGGGCAGGGCCACCUGCGACUGCCCCAACUGCCAGGAGGCCGAGCGUCUGGGGCCGGCGGGGGCGAGCCUGAGGCGCAAGGGCCUGCACAGCUGCCACAUCCCCGGCUGCGGGAAGGUGUACGGCAAGACGUCGCACCUCAAGGCGCACCUGCGCUGGCACACGGGCGAGCGGCCGUUCGUGUGCAACUGGCUCUUCUGCGGCAAGCGCUUCACGCGCUCCGACGAGCUGCAGAGGCACCUGCGGACUCACACGGGCGAGAAGCGCUUCGCGUGCCCGGUCUGCAACAAGCGCUUCAUGCGCAGCGACCACCUCAGCAAACACAUUAAGACGCACAACGGCGGAGGAGGGGGCAAAAAGGGCAGCGACAGCGACACGGACGCCAGCAACCUGGAGACGCCGCGCUCCGAGUCGCCCGACCUCAUCCUGCACGAGGCGCGGGGCAAGGACUCCACAGCGGGGCCCAACGACUCGUAGUAGGGGCUGAGGGAGGGCGGCGGCGGCGGCGGCGGGAGAAGUUUUGGCGGGACAGGUUUUGGCGGGAGAAGUUUUGGCGGGACACGGACGCGCCAAGGAAGAGGCCGGAGGAGAGGAGAGAGAAAGCGCGAGGAGAGGAAGCGGCGCGCGCGGAAAGGGAGGGGAGGGGGACGCCAAAGGCAACCCCAGAAGCAGCAGCAGCAG
This is a messenger RNA of Lacerta agilis (Sand lizard), 1831 nucleotides long. RefSeq names its product Sp9 transcription factor (gene SP9). Lineage: Eukaryota; Metazoa; Chordata; Lepidosauria; Squamata; Lacertidae. The transcript is spliced from 2 exons. The record is from RefSeq and is a predicted model, not a curated record. Gene Ontology annotation, biological process: regulation of transcription by RNA polymerase II. The coding region runs from base 254 to 1627 and encodes 457 amino acids. Gene Ontology annotation, molecular function: DNA-binding transcription factor activity, RNA polymerase II-specific; RNA polymerase II cis-regulatory region sequence-specific DNA binding.